AUCGCACCCCUCCUUUUCUCCCUCUCCUCCUCCUCCUCUUCAUCCUCCAUGCUGUGUGUAGAGACAGGAUUUCAGUGUGUUUGCGGAUGUGCAGUUGACUGGAAGCUCCUGCAGACAUUUUCUCCAUCUCCGGGCUUCAGAUAAUCUGCCAGACCUAAACAACAACAUAUUUGUUGUCUUGUAUUACAAUAAACGCCAACGCUCCUUCGUGUCCUCGACGCUUUAACUCCGGCGACCUUCCACCUGCUGCCGAGUAAGGCGCAUUUUUCCGCGUCUUCAUCUGACGUUUGACGCCGCAGAUCGGAGGACGAAGUGUGUGUGUUUGAGUAUAUGUGCGUGUGGAUCUGGUCGGACAACCUGUUCGCUUCAGCUGACCGUCGGAGGGGUUUUUGAAGCUGAUGAUGCUGAUACUGCUGCUGCAUACCUACUGACCUACUUUGCGUAAGUUGGGUGCAGCUUGAGAAAUUGUGCCAAAACAAAAACAUGAAGGAAACGGCGGUGACCCUGCUGGGAGACCUCCAGUAAAAACGCAGGAGAGGUGAAGCCAGGGGAGGGAAGAGAAAGAGGAGGAUUGAGGAGUGUUGAAGAGCCAGAGGUGUGCGCGUGGGGAUGGAGGAGGUAAUGAGCGCAUCUCUUCACCUGGACCUUGGGCUGAUGCUGCUGCUGCUGACCUGCUGGCAAACACCGGGGAUGGUCGGAGGAACUGUGCCAGCUGCCCCUGUGAAUGUAUCGGUGACCCAGCUGAGGGCGCACUCGGCCAUGGUGACCUGGAACGUCCCCCAGGGCGACACUGUCAUUGGCUACUCCAUCUCGCAGCAGAGGCAGGACGGCCUGAUGCAGCGCUCCAUCCGAGAGGUGAAUACGUCCAGCCACUGGUGUGUGCUGUGGGACCUGGACGAGGACACGCACUACAGCGUCCAGGUCCAGUCCGUCGGGCUGCACGGUGACAGCCAGCCGAGCCGAGCCAUCCACUUCAGGACCCUGGAGAGGACCGACCAUUAUCCGGCAGGAGUCCUGGACCACAAUGAACCAGCGAUGGAGGGUCUGGGUAUGACUCCUCACCUGCAGACCGGAGAGCUGUUAAUCAUCACCACAGUGCUGCUGCUAUGGGCAGCCGUCAUCGCCCUCUUCUGUCGGCAGUACGACAUCAUCAAAGACAACGACUCCAACGGCACUAAGGAGAAGGCCAAGCGGCCGCUGGUCCGAUCCACCUCCUCCUACUACAACGCCUCGGCUGGCAGCUCGCCCAUCUACCACAACGGAGCCGUCCGCAGCAGCAGGCUGCACCGGGCCUCCUCCUCCAUCAGCAUCAUCAGAGUCUGAGCUCAGAGUUGUUUUGAAGACUUUCUGCUCAGGAGCAGCUUCAGCUGGAUUAUCAUGACAAGCGGGGAAUUUAUAGACCUGCUGCUUUUUGUCAAGACUCUAAUUUAUUGUAAAAUAUGAGCAAAGUGAGAAGCACUCCAUGUGAAUCAGAUUCAAAUGAGGGCAAGGAGUUGAGGUGUGGAGUCAGGAAAACGACUGCUGCCCUCUGGUGUUUUAAUGUGAUGGAAAAAGCUGGAACUACAAUAAUUUCCUGCUUUCUUCCCCGAUAUCAGAGACUAAAUAUGAAUAUUUUCCAGCAUGUGUGCCAAUCUGCCUCAAAUUCAUUCACUUUCAGGAGACACACUGUAUGAUACGGACUUUUUUGGCUUCAUCAGCUAAAAUCACAUUUCAAUUAGUUUUUUGUAGGAAAAAAAUUGUGGUUUAUUCACAUGACUCCAGCUCAGCUUUCAUGAUCACGAAGAUGUUCAGCAUCAGCAUCCUGAUUCAAUAUGUACAUAAACUGAAAGUGUUACUGGUGGACAAAUAUUUGAAUGUAUGAGGUGAAUCUACACUGUAAAAAUUUCAUAACUGGUUUAAUUAAAUCAUUUCAAAAUUU
This is a messenger RNA of Melanotaenia boesemani (Boeseman's rainbowfish), 1918 nucleotides long. Its product is annotated as fibronectin type III domain-containing protein 4-like. Gene Ontology annotation, molecular function: protein binding. The record is from RefSeq and is a predicted model, not a curated record. The transcript is spliced from 7 exons. Bases 610 to 1323 code for a protein of 237 amino acids. NCBI's taxonomy places the organism in Eukaryota, Metazoa, Chordata, Actinopteri, Atheriniformes, Melanotaeniidae.